Oncorhynchus gorbuscha (pink salmon) is the source of this 1211-nucleotide messenger RNA. RefSeq names its product cytochrome P450 2K6-like. Bases 41 to 910 code for a protein of 289 amino acids. The record is from RefSeq and is a predicted model, not a curated record. NCBI's taxonomy places the organism in Eukaryota, Metazoa, Chordata, Actinopteri, Salmoniformes, Salmonidae. Gene Ontology annotation, molecular function: oxidoreductase activity, acting on paired donors, with incorporation or reduction of molecular oxygen, reduced flavin or flavoprotein as one donor, and incorporation of one atom of oxygen; heme binding; iron ion binding. The transcript is spliced from 6 exons. Gene Ontology annotation, cellular component: cytoplasm; intracellular membrane-bounded organelle. Gene Ontology annotation, biological process: xenobiotic metabolic process.
GGAUGGAGUACGAUGACCCGAUUUUAUUAAGCUCUUGGAAAUGAACUACGAAAGCUUCAGGCUGGCCAGUUCACCGUUCAUUCAGCUGUACAACAUGUACCCAGUGAUCCACCCGCUGCCAGGGCCUCACCACAGAGUGCUGGCAUACCAGGACAACCUGAAGGCCUUCUUCAGGAAGAUUUUCAUCCAGCACAGACAGAUCCUGGAUGAGAACGACUACUGUAGCUACAUCGACGCAUUCCUCAACAAGCAGCAGAAGGAAAAGAAUAAUCCCUCUUCCCACUUCCAUGAGUUGAACCUCCUGUGUUCCGUCACCAACAUGUUUGUGGCUGGGACGGAAACCACCUCCAGCACCCUGGCCUGGGCCUUGGUCAUCAUGAUGAAGUAUCCUGAAAUACAGAGUAAGGUCAAUGAGGAGAUAGACAAGGUGAUUAGUGGUUCCACGCCAAGGAUCCAGCACAGGCAGAUGAUGCCCUUCACCGACGCAGUGAUCCACGAGACCCAGAGGUUCACUGACAUCCUGCCCAUGGGCCUGCCCCACGAGACCACAGCCGACGUCAGCCUCAAAGGCUUCUUCAUACCUAAGGGGACCUACAUUAUCCCACUGCUGAGGUCAGUGCACCGUGAUAAGGCUCACUGGGAGAAGCCGGAUGAUUUCUACCCUCACCACUUUCUCAAUGUCGACGACAAGUUUGUCAAGAGGGAGGCUUUCAUGCCCUUCUCCGCAGGUCGUAGAGUGUGUGUCGGCGAGACUCUGGCCCGCAUGGAGACCUCCCUCAUGCAGAAUUUUUCCUUCCUCCCCCCCAUCGGGAUGACUGCUGACGACGUGGACAUCUCCACCUGUGGGGGCCUGGGCCUCGCCGCCCCACCCAUCAAAGUAUGGCCCCUGCCUCGUUUCCAUGACCCCUAGGGAAUUACCCCAACACCCUUGUAUUUCAGAUUUUCCUGUGUUAAGGGCAGUUAUCACUUUGAGAUGUCAGUAAUCAGUAGGAUACCUCAUCUGCCUUGAAUCUAAAACACUCAGGACUAACCAUUAAAAACACAACUGUACAAAACUAGUUUUGUAACUGUACUGACAAUUAUUGUACAGUCAAGUGUAACGGAUGUGAAACGGCUAGCUUAGUUAGCGGUGUGCGCCAAAUAGCGUUUCAAUCGGUUACGUCACUUGCUCUGAGACCUUGAAGUAGUAGUUCCCCUUGCUCUGCAAGGGC